AGCUCGCAAAAACUUGUACAAAUCUUUCUUAUUCCAAUUCCAAGCGAAGCAGAGCGAAGAGAGAGCGAGAGAGAGAGAGAGAGAGUGGCGCGUAGUUGCAAUGGAAAAAACCCCAACCCUAGAAGAACAGCCCAAAUCAAAGCCAUCAACUUCUGAAGAAGAUGAAGAAGAAGAAAACGUUGACAACGGAGACCAAUACAUGCCGGACGCUGCCCAAAACCCUCCUAGCUCUCCCAGUUCUGAUGGCUCCGAUUCCGACUCCGAAGACGAAGCUCAGCAGAACCUCCAGCUGCAGACCUUGGAGGUGGAGCUUUCGUCCAACCCUUCCAACUAUGACGCUCAUAUCAAGUUCGUGAGGCUUCUGCGGAAAAUGGGCGACAUAGAGAAACUGAGACAGGCAAGGGAAGCUAUGAGCGAGCUCUUUCCACUGACACCUGCCUUGUGGCAGGAAUGGGCCAAAGAUGAAGCUUCUCUUGGCACCGGGCAUGAGGCUGUUCCUGCAAUUGAGAAGCUUUAUGAGCGAGGAGUAUUCGAUUAUCUGUCUGUCCCUCUAUGGUGCGACUACUUGAAUUUUGUUCUUGAGCAUGAUCAAAUGGUACGUGACUGUUUGCAUGACGGUAUUUCAAAGGCAAGAAAUCUAUAUGAGCGUGCUCUUACAGCAGCUGGCUUGCAUGUUGCUGACGGCAUUAAACUAUGGGAAGCAUACAGGGAAUUUGAGCAAGCUAUAUUUCAAACUAUUGAUCAGUCGGACAUUCAGGCAAAAGAAAAGCAGAUUCAACGCAUACGAACUAUAUUCCACCGUCAGUUGUCUGUGCCUCUUGUUAACAUGAGCUCAACGCUUCAGGCUUAUAAGGCUUGGGAGAUGGAACAAGGAAAUGUUCUUGACGUUGAAUCUAGUGAUCUGGAUGCCAUUUCUUCUCAUGUUGCCUCAGCUUACAAGAGAGCCUUGGAGGCGUAUAAUGCUCGUGUUCAUCUCGAAGAACAGAUUUCAAGGCAGGAUAUAUCUGAGGCAGAGAGACUCCAACAAUUCAUGAUCUACUUGAAAUUUGAACAGUCUUCUGGAGAUCCAGCCCGGGUACAAGUUCUGUAUGAACGUGCUAUUACUGACUUUCCUAUAGCAAGUGACCUUUGGCUUGAUUAUACUCGCUAUUUGGACAAAACCUUGAAGGUAGGCAAUAUUGUUAGAGAGGUUUAUUCAAGGGCCACGAAGAAUUGUCCCUGGGUUGGGAAUCUUUGGGUUCGAUAUUUGCUCUGCUUGGAGCGUGGCCGUGCUUCUGAGAAAGAAUUAGCUGCUGUCUUUGAGAAGUCGCUGCAAUGCACCUUUUCAACCGUUGAGGAGUACCUGGAUCUAUUCCUCACUCGAGGAGACGGCCUAAGACGAAGAUUCUUACUUAAUGGUGAAGCAGAGGAUGCCUUGAAUUAUUCAAUAAUAAGGGAAACCUUUCAGAGCGCAUCGGAUUACUUAUCACAGCACUUGAAGAAUACAGAGGGUUUGGUGCGUUUACAUAGUUAUUGGGCCCGUUUAGAGCUAAAUCUGGGAAAAGAUUUAGUUGCAGCUCGUGGAGUUUGGGAGAGUUUGCUUAAGAUCUGUGGUUCAAUGUUGGAAGCCUGGCAAGGUUAUAUAGCAAUGGAAAUUGAAUUGGGCCAUAUAAAUGAAGCUAGGUCCAUCUAUAAGAGAUGCUACAGUAAAAGAUUCCCUGGGAUUGGUUCAGAGGACAUAUGCCAUUCUUGGUUACGCUUUGAGAGGGAGUUCGGUACGCUGGAAGAUUUUGACCAUGCUGUACAAAAGGUUGCCCCUCGCCUGGAAGAGCUACAGUUCUUUAGGUUACAGCAGGAAUCCAAAUCAACAAAUGAGAGGGAAAAUCCUCUUAAGAAGAAUGCUCGUGAAAAGAGAAAGCCAGUUUCAGACUUAAAUCAAGAACAGUCUCUGGCAAAGCGGCAAAAAGAUAACGCUAAAAAUCCAAAGAAAGUGUAUGGGAAGGAUAAACCCCAAGAGUCAAACUUAGUUGAGUCGAACAAAGUGGAAGAGAUCAAAGUAAAUGUGGAUAAGGAAAAUAGAAGAAAGGAACAACAGAUGAAAGAUACCACCACUGCAAAAACUAAAGUAUACAAGGACCAGUGCACUGCAUUUAUAUCAAACAUGAACCUUAAGGCAAAUGAUGAAGACAUCCGUAAUUUCUUCAGUGAUGUGGGUGGAGUACAAGAUAUUCGAAUACUACUUCACAAGUUUACUGGAAAAUCAAGGGGACUAGCAUAUGUGGAUUUCUCAGAUGAUGCACACCUUGCUUUAGCUGUAGCAAAGAACAAACAGAUGUUACUUGGAAAGAGGUUGACUAUUGCUCGGUCAAAUCCAAACAAAAGCAGAAAAGAUUCCUCUGGCCGUGAUAACCAAAUGGAACAUGUUAAAUUGGCAGUGCAUGCUGGUGGUGGGGGAUCUGCCUCUAAUGAAUCUGCAUCACAAUCUGCUGCUCAUAAGCGUGGAGGUGACGAUUUCCAGAUUAAGGGGAAGAACACAUUUGCAGUGCCCAGAAAUGUUAGAGCACUUGGUUGGACUGCAAAUAAACCCAAGAUUGAGGAGGGAGAUGAAAAGCCGAAGUCCAAUGACGAGUUCAGAAAAAUGUUAAUGAAAAAAUAAUGUUACUGUUCUAGGGCUCACGACUUUAACUGCGUGAAUGACAAGUCUCUAUACAUAACAGAGUAAGAAUGUGGUGGUUUGGAAUUUCACAAGUUUUGCUUUGUCA
Corylus avellana is the source of this 2741-nucleotide messenger RNA. It is a transcript of the gene EMB140, whose product is annotated as EMBRYO DEFECTIVE 140. Gene Ontology annotation, molecular function: protein binding; RNA binding. Gene Ontology annotation, biological process: RNA processing. NCBI's taxonomy places the organism in Eukaryota, Viridiplantae, Streptophyta, Magnoliopsida, Fagales, Betulaceae. Gene Ontology annotation, cellular component: nucleus. The record is from RefSeq and is a predicted model, not a curated record.